Messenger RNA from Esox lucius (northern pike), 1382 nucleotides. Its product is annotated as monocyte to macrophage differentiation factor 2. The record is from RefSeq and is a predicted model, not a curated record. Gene Ontology annotation, molecular function: pore-forming activity. The coding region runs from base 183 to 899 and encodes 238 amino acids. NCBI's taxonomy places the organism in Eukaryota, Metazoa, Chordata, Actinopteri, Esociformes, Esocidae. Gene Ontology annotation, cellular component: membrane. The transcript has 7 exons.
CCUCUCUAUCUCACAUUCUCACUCUCCCUUUGCUCUGUUGCGCUGCCUCUCUAUAACUAGGGUCUGUGUGGGGCUUCCACUGGACCAACGUGUGUGUGGGUGUGUAUUUGUGUUCUGAAGCACUGGGAAAUCGGUUAUGUUCCCUCGGUAGUUGAGAACACUAACAGUGACCAAGCAGACUGAUGCAUGUAGCCAGCAUGGACUUCAUGAAGAGGAGGUAUGGAAGGUUCAUGAAUGGGAGAGUUCCAGCCAGCAGCAGAUAUCAGCCAACAGACUAUGAACAUGCUGCAAACUGUGCCACACACGGACUCUGGAUCAUCCCCAGUCUGGUGGGCGGGUCCGUGCUCUAUUUCCUGUCUGUGGACCAAUGGCAGGCUAUGGCUGCCUGGCUUUAUGGGGUGGGGCUUAGUGGUCUGUUCGUCUCCUCCACUCUGUUUCACACAGUGACCUGGAAGAUCACACACCUCCGUCAGGUGGAGCAGUGUUUCCACAUGUGUGACAGGAUGGCCAUAUAUUUCUUCAUCGCCGCCUCCUACAGCCCCUGGCUGAUUCUGAGGGAGCUGGGUCCGUGGUCGUGUCACAUGCGUUGGAUCAUCUGGAUCAUGGCUGUCAUUGGCUCUACAUAUGUCUUCUACUUCCACGAGAGAUAUAAACUGGUGGAGUUGCUAGGCUACAUGGCCAUGGGGGCAGUUCCUGCACUGGUCAUCCUGUCCAUGGCAGACCGGGCUGGUGUGCAUGAGCUGGUACUGGGUGGGGUGUUUUACAUAGUGGGUGUGGCCUUUUUUAAGAGCGAUGGAAUCGUCCCAUUCGCCCACGCCAUCUGGCAUGUCUUCGUUGCCAUGGGAGCAGCUACACACUACUAUGCUAUCUGGAGACACCUGUACUCACCUGGAAUCUAACACCCACCCACCCCCCUAAAGCAGUGCAAGCUAAGCAGUGAUGUGUCUGUUUACAUGAUCACCACAACCAGCAAAACUACGGUGAAUUGCUAUUCUGAAUAUUAUCCUUAAUAUUUAAUCGUCUGAGUUGUGGGUUUACUGUACAUUCCGAGCAGUAACUGAGGUAGCCAGUAGGGUUAGAUAGCUGAGUUAGCCAGUAGCAAUAGACGGCUCAGUUAGCCAGUAGGAAUAGACAGCUGAAAUUAGCCAGCUAUAGCCAUGUGGUUAGACAGCUGAAUUAGCCAGUAGGGUUAGACAGCUGAAUUAGCCAGUAGGAAUAGACAGCUGAGUUAGCCAGUAGGAAUAGACAGCUGAGUUAGCCAGUAGGAAUAGACAGCUGAGUUAGCCAGCUGAGUUAGUCAGUAGGGUCAGAUCAAUCAAUCACAUUUAUUUAUAAAGCCCCUUUUACAACAGCAGUUGUCACAAAGUGCUUUACAGAAACAC